Molecule: messenger RNA, 423 nt
Organism: Solanum tuberosum (potato)
Lineage: Eukaryota; Viridiplantae; Streptophyta; Magnoliopsida; Solanales; Solanaceae
Exons: 1
Coding region: 1-423 (140 amino acids)
Source: RefSeq, a predicted model, not a curated record
AUGUCAUCUCAAUUAUCAGAAAAUCACCGUGAAAAUGCAGAGAUAUUCACCGACCCAACGAUCUGCAAACAGAAAUCUCUACAACUUCUAGAGCAAAUCAAUAUGCCAAAAGGGCUUCUCCCAUUGGAUGAUCUAAUAGAAAUAGGGCACAAUAAACAAACCGGGUUCGUAUGGCUGAAACAGAAGAAGGCAAAAGAAAAUCGGUUUAAGAAAAUCGGAAAACUUGUCUGGUACAAUACUGAGGUCACCGGAUUCCUUGAAGAUCGCCGGAUGAAGAAACUCACCGGCGUUAAAAGUAAGGAACUGUUGAUCUGGAUAACAAUUUCUGAUAUUUCUAUUCACGACUCUGAUUUACAGAAAAUUACGUUUGCUACCCCUUCUGGAAUUUCUAAGGCUUUUCCGGUGUCUGCGUUCGAAGAAUAA